Kogia breviceps (pygmy sperm whale) is the source of this 1300-nucleotide messenger RNA. It is a transcript of the gene CIDEA, whose product is annotated as cell death inducing DFFA like effector a. NCBI's taxonomy places the organism in Eukaryota, Metazoa, Chordata, Mammalia, Artiodactyla, Physeteridae. Gene Ontology annotation, cellular component: lipid droplet. Gene Ontology annotation, biological process: apoptotic process; regulation of apoptotic process; lipid storage. The record is from RefSeq and is a predicted model, not a curated record.
AUUUCUAGCCGCGACCGCCGCGGCUGCAAACGGGGCCCCGUCCCGGGAGGCCUGGGCGCACGCGCGGCCAGGCUUCUCGGGGUCUCGGACCGUGGUGGGAGCUGGGACGAGACGAGGUGCGUUGGUGGGGACGCUGGGCGCCCUCGAGGCGGCCAGCUGACCCCUCAGGGCCGCGCGGGCUCCGGCUCCGAGCGUGGUGGGCUUACCGGGGUGCGCCCGGGCCUGGACGCUCCCUCGCCGUGCUGGCUGAGCCCCCAGGCCCCUGACGUUUAUGGGGUCGCAGACGAAGAAGGUGCUGCUCACACCCCUCAGGCAUCCUGCUCGCCCCUUCCGGGUCUCCAACCAUGACAGGAGCAGCCGCCGAGGGGUGACCGCCAGCAGCCUGCAGGAGCUCCUCACCAAGACCCUGGAUGCCCUGGUUAUCACCAGCGGACUGGUCAUGUUGGUGUUGGAGGAGGAUGGCACCGUGGUGGACACGGAGGAGUUCUUCCAGACCCUGGGGGACAACACACACCUCAUGGUCCUGGAGAAGGGACAGAAGUGGACACCGGGUCGUACCUACAUCCCAGCCCACCAGCCUCCAAAGAGACAGGGGAUUGCAAGAGUUACCUUCGACUUGUACAAGCUGAACCCCAAGGAUGUCAUCGGCUGCCUCAACGUGAAAGCCACUAUGUAUGAGAUGUACUCGGUGUCCUACGACGUCCGGUGCCCAGGGCUCAAGGCCCUGCUGAGGAGGCUGCUGUGGUUCCUGUCUCACACUGCCCAAGUGACCGGCCAGUGUCUCGUCCACACGGGCACCUACAUGCUCCGAGUGCUGGCUGACACAGAGGAGCGGGCGGUGCCCGGCCCACGCCCUCGCCGGGUGAUCAUGAGUGGAUAGGGGCACACAGUGCGGAAUCUCCGCUGGCCUCAACCCCGCAGGUCCCUCUCCGGGGGACGCAUCUGGAAGGCACUGUGUUCCCACCACUUGUCCCCUGCUCAGGAACGGGUGGGGAUGGGGUGGGGGGACGGAGGCAGCACAAGGCCUGCGGCUCCACAAUAAACCAGUCAAGAGAGUUGCUGUGAUACCGCACUUCUUCCUCCUGUCUUCUUCAUGUCAGAAAAGCACACAAAACUCACAGAAGCAAAACUCAGCCAGAGAUGCAUUGGUAACACGUGCAAUCACUUUUAAGUCUGUCAGGAGACAGGAAGGUCAGAUGUUACUGUGGGGUUUUAUAGUGUCGGUCCUGAAUGAGCCCAGUGACCCGAAAGCCUCUGGAUCUGAAUUUUUGGAGGUGAUGAACUGCACUGGCAACCUUUC